AUGGGUAAUCCAAUCUGGCCAAUAAUCGUGGCCUCUCUUGCCGCAGUAGGCAGAUCAGCAUUCCAGAUCCCCCUCACAGAAGAGCCCCUCCGCGAUUCAUCAGACCCCUCAGUCCGAACCCUCACCCACGUCUCUCAUCCAGACCACAGCCUCACCAUCAAACCCCACAAUGCCAUCUCCUCCAGCUCCAACAGCAAGACCCCCUCCCUCUCAGACCUCUGCCCCGGCGCAACAUCCGGCUACACAGGCUACCUAAACUCGGGCUCAAAACACUUCUACUUUGCCUACUUCGAAUCCCGCGCCAGCCCCAAGGACGACCCGCUCGUAUUAUGGCUGAACGGCGGGCCUGGCUGCUCCUCCAUGUCGGGCCUCUUCAUGGAACUCGGUCCCUGCACUGUUAACGACUCCGGAGACUCGGCGCGCGAAAACCCAAACUCGUGGACCAAUGCCGCCAGCGUCUUCUUCCUCGAUCAACCUAUCGGUGUCGGCUUCUCCUAUAGCACCAACACGUCCGACGUGCACGGCGGCACAUUCGCCGCGAGCGAGGACAUCUACGCCUUCAUGCGCCUCUGGUACCAAGCUUUCCCCGAAUCGAAAUCUUUGCCAUUCAGUAUAGCGGGCGAGAGUUACGGCGGUCACUAUAUCCCCGUUUUCGCAUCCAAUAUCAAAGCCAUGAAUUCCAUUUCCCCACCUGAAGACCAAAUCCCACUGGAAUCAGUCUUGAUUGGCAACGGCAUAUUCAGCGACGUCAAGCAAGCAAGUUCAUACUACGACAUCCCCUGCACAAAUGUCACGGGCAUCGGCCCCCUGCUUGACGAUGGCAUGUGCGAGAAGAUGGCUGCUGCAGUUCCGAGGUGCGAGUUAUUAAUGGAAGCAUGUCACGCGUAUCCGGACCCCCUGAUCUGCGGAGCUAGUACUGAUUUCUGUGGCGAGGAGCUGGAGAUGCCAUAUGUGCGCACUGGGCGUAAUUACUACGAUAUAAGUACACCAUGUGAUGGGUACUUGUGCUACCCGAUCAUGCUAGCCAUCACGAAAUUCUUGCGCACUGAUGCAGUGAGGACUGCGUUUGGGGUUGAUGAGAAAGCGCCCAAGUUUGUGGAGUGUAGUGAUAAGGUUGGAAGGGAGUUUCAGAAGGUAAAUGAUUUCUUGAUUGAUACAAGAUCAUAUGUGGCGGACUUGCUGCACUCUGACGUUCGAGUGAUGAUAUAUGUUGGGACAUAUGACUGGAUAUGUAACUUUGUGGGGAAUGAACGGGUUUUUGGAUCGUUGGAGUGGAAGGGUCUACCUGAUUUUAGGUAUCAGCAGGAGAAUAACAAACAGACAUGGAGUGGUGGAUUAUGGUGGGAGAGUGGGCCGCUUAGGUAUGCGAGGAUCAAUGGUGCUGGUCAUAUGGUGCCUUGGGAUAAGCCAGUUGAAGCAUUAAAGAUGUUCACGGCUUGGUUGGAUAAGAAGGCUUUGGAUUAG
Lachnellula hyalina is the source of this 1464-nucleotide messenger RNA. RefSeq names its product Carboxypeptidase Y (gene CPY1). The record is from RefSeq and is a predicted model, not a curated record. Gene Ontology annotation, biological process: proteolysis. The transcript has a single exon. Bases 1 to 1464 code for a protein of 487 amino acids. Gene Ontology annotation, molecular function: serine-type carboxypeptidase activity. Lineage: Eukaryota; Fungi; Ascomycota; Leotiomycetes; Helotiales; Lachnaceae. Gene Ontology annotation, cellular component: fungal-type vacuole.